CAUAUUCUAUACUCAGUAAUUAUUCACGCAUAAACAUACUUGUAUAAUAUACAUAGACUGUACUGCUAUGUUGAUUGGUUAUAUUAUAUUAGAGAGUUUAGAUCAUGGUGAUUUGAUCACUGAUCUUGAGAUUUGCAAGUUAUAAUUAGACGACCUUUAUUUACAAAAAAAGUUACAGUUGAACUUGUAGUCUAGAUUUCACGACUUAGAUGCCAUACUCAUAACAAUAAACCUUAAGUAUAUAUAAAGCAAUUUAAUUAGGUCGUAGAUUCAAGAAACUAAACCAAUAUAUAGAAGUGGAGAGAUCUCAGAGUCAGAGAGACAGAGAGUGAUGUGAUGAUAAAAUCAAGAAAAGCUGCUAAAUUAAACGCCAAGAACAAAAAUUCAACGGCAAGGGUGUUUUUAGGUUCGAAUUAAAGAAAACGAGUAAUCACAAAUUUCCACGAACUUUUUUCUUUAAUUUUCCAAUGUUUUUAACCAAACUUGGUGGUUCACAAAUACUCAUACUUACAACGAAAGCCAUGUUAUUUCUAAAAAAAAGAUAUAGCUCUAGUGUAUGAAACGAAAAAAAAUGUACAUAUACUUUCUUUAAAAUUCUUAUGAAAAUUAUCACAAUUGAAUUUAAUUCAUGUAUGUGAAAACAAGUUGUUUUCGUAUUUUGAGAAGUACAUGAUCGUUGAACAAAAAAAAGAGAAGUACAUGAUCCCGUCAGAUUUUACCAACCAAAUACUCUCUAGAACGUAAAAACUAAUACAUAUAGAUUAAAAUCUAUCGCAAAGAUAAUAUGUAAAACUAAUUUAUUAUAUAGGAAUGUCUAGGAUACAUGUAUAUAGUGCAGGGGAGAAGCCACCUUAGAGCAUGUUUAACGGGGGUUCUUAGGGUGGGGUUCUUAACAGAAUAUAAUAAUCUGUUUCUUAAUUUUUAAUUAAAAAGACUAAGAACCGGUUCUUAAAUAACCUCCAAAACAUGCUCUUAUAUUCUAUGGGUGCAUGUGCGGGUGUAACAAUAUUUAUCUUUCAAAUUUUGCGAGACAAAUCAAUAAAGAUUUGGUAGAUCUGAUGGUAAAAACAUAGGUUGUACACCCUCUUCGACCAUCGUUAUCGGUGAAAUUCUUUUUGGAUUUCUUAAAAAAAAAAUUUUUUUUGGUUUGCCUGAUUUAAAAAAAAAAUUAAAAAAGAAAUCAAUAACGGGCCGCUAAAGUCGGUUCUUAACUCACGCCUUUUGUGACCGACUCUUAGCAAAUUUGUGGGGGCCACUACCUCUUUUAUUGUAAAAACCCUCUAAAAACUAGAGAUAAUUAUGCCCUUACAACUCAGGUUCCCUUCUUAUAUCUUUUUUUUUUGUAAUUAAUAGUGCACCCACUAUACAAAAGUACUAGCUUCGCCCCUGAUAUAGUUGUUUGAUAUGUGGUAUUAAAUGGUAAAAAAUCUAAGGGUAAUGAAUUUUGGGGGAUAAAACACAUAAAUAACAUCAUUUGUCAUGUAACCAACUACAUUGAUGAUGAGAUUACUAUCUCUACUUAGCUUUCUUACUAAAAAUAAUGAAUUCUGAGGCUAAAAAUACUAAUGACUUCUUAUGUCUUAUAACCAACUAUGAUGACACAAUCUUAUACUAGUUAAAUGAAAAAAUAUGUAUAUGAUUACAUCUUUCUUUUUUUCAUUUCCGCGACUGAAAAUUCAGGGGAUAUAUAACCAAAAAUGUCAUCAUCGUAUUCGAACUACACAAACUCACCGUGCGCAGCAUGCAAGUUCCUCCGGCGGAAAUGCACGUCAGACUGCGUAUUCGCACCAUAUUUUCCACCAGAGGAACCUUUAAAGUUUGCGAACGUCCACCGGAUCUUCGGAGCAAGCAACGUGAGCAAGAUCCUCCAUGAAGUGGCCCCGCAUCAACGGGAAGACGCGGUGAACUCGCUGGCUUACGAGGCGGAGGCACGGCUAAAAGAUCCAGUGUAUGGCUGCGUUGGGGCCAUCUCGGUGCUUCAAAGAGAGGUCUUGAGGCUGCAAAGGGAGCUAGAGGAGACAAAUGUUGAUCUCAUGAGAUACGAUAGUUUUCUUGGCGGUGAGACGUCGGCUUAUGGGGGACGUAGAGGUUGACUGGUCAACGGGAUGUUGAUUAGCGGCGGAGAAGUAUAAAGACAGAGAGUGGAUGGUUGAUGUGAUGUAAGUGAUUAGGAUAUCUUCGUAUGUAUGUGUAUGUAAAUGUACUUUAUGUAUGUGUAUAUUAUAUACUUUUAUGCGUAUGAAAAAAAAAAACUUAUGCGUAUGUGUCA
This is a messenger RNA of Brassica napus (rape), 2269 nucleotides long. Its product is annotated as LOB domain-containing protein 25. The record is from RefSeq and is a predicted model, not a curated record. The transcript has a single exon. The coding region runs from base 1698 to 2093 and encodes 131 amino acids. Lineage: Eukaryota; Viridiplantae; Streptophyta; Magnoliopsida; Brassicales; Brassicaceae.